Thunnus maccoyii (southern bluefin tuna) is the source of this 2577-nucleotide messenger RNA. RefSeq names its product coronin-1C-A-like. The record is from RefSeq and is a predicted model, not a curated record. The transcript has 11 exons. Bases 266 to 1690 code for a protein of 474 amino acids. NCBI's taxonomy places the organism in Eukaryota, Metazoa, Chordata, Actinopteri, Scombriformes, Scombridae. Gene Ontology annotation, molecular function: actin filament binding. Gene Ontology annotation, biological process: cell migration; actin filament organization.
AGCGGACAGGAGAUGCUCUAUUUGUCAACUGGCAUCCUGAAAUACUACUACAUCUAAAACGCUGCCUCCGGGCCACACAUUUGCAGCCAGGAGGGGGAACAGCACAGCGGCUGAGCUUUUUUUGUGUGUGUAUGUGUGUGUGUGGAGACAAGGGAUACUAGAGCAACGUCCUGCAGGAUAAGGGCGCGCCUAAACUACCACAUUCAUGUGUUGUGAUUGAUUGCCCCCCCCGUGCUUACGAAAAUCUUGCAUAGAUUUAGGAGAUAUGUUGCGGCGAGUUGUGCGACAGAGCAAGUUCCGUCACGUCUUCGGUCAGGCCCUGAGGAACGACCAGUGCUACGAUGACAUCCGUGUCUCCAGGGUCACAUGGGACAGCUCCUUCUGUGCCGUCAACCCCAAGUUUGUUGCCAUCAUCAUCGAGGCCAGCGGGGGCGGAGCCUUUCUUGUCCUUCCUCUACAAAAGACCGGCCGUAUAGACAAGGUCUACCCUACAGUAUGCGGUCACACGGGCCCAGUGCUGGACAUCGACUGGUGUCCUCACAAUGACCUUGUCAUCGCCAGCGGCUCAGAGGACUGCACAGUCAUGGUUUGGCAGAUCCCUGAGAACGGGCUGGAGAAUCCCCUCUCAGAGCCAGUGGUGGUGUUAGAGGGCCACUCUAAGAGGGUCGGCAUCGUGUCUUGGCAUCCCACCGCUCGCAACGUUCUCCUCAGUGCAGGGUGUGACAACCAGAUCAUCAUCUGGAAUGUGGGCACGGGAGAGGCCAUGAUCAACCUGGAGGACAUGCACCCCGAUGUUAUCUUUAGUAUCAGCUGGAGCCGCAAUGGCAGCCUACUCUGCACCGCCUGCAAGGACAAGAAGGUUCGCGUCAUCGACCCCCGUAAAAAGAAGAUUGUGGCGGAGAAGGACAAAGCCCACGAGGGAGCUCGGCCAAUGAGAGCGAUCUUUUUAGCAGACGGAAACAUUUUCACCACUGGAUUCAGCCGCAUGAGCGAGCGCCAGCUAGCCCUGUGGAAAACUGAAAACAUGGACGAGCCGAUAUGUGUCCAAGAGAUGGACUCCAGUAAUGGAGUCCUGCUGCCCUUUUAUGACCCCGACACCAAUAUAGUCUACCUGUGUGGAAAGGGUGACAGCAGCAUUCGGUACUUUGAGAUCACCGACGAGGCGCCGUAUGUUCACUACCUCAACACCUUUUCCACCAAGGAGCCUCAGAGGGGCAUGGGAUACAUGCCCAAGAGGGGGCUGGAUGUCAACAAAUGUGAAAUCGCAAGGUUUUACAAAUUACAUGAGAGAAAAUGUGAACCAAUCAUCAUGACAGUCCCACGUAAGUCUGACCUGUUCCAGGACGACCUGUAUCCAGACACUGCCGGCCCCGAUCCCACCCUGGAGGCAGAGGAGUGGUUCGCCGGGAAGAACGGAGGCCCCAUCCUGAUCUCGCUCAAAGAUGGCUACGUCUCCACGAAGAACCGGGAUCUGAAAGUGGUCAAAACAAACGUCCUGGAGACCAAGCCAGCCACAAAAGCAGAGAAAAUGCCAACUGUCCAGAAGCAAGCAUCUCCACAGCCCUCAGUAAAAAUGGAAGACAAACUGGAAGAGGUACUCCGAGAGUUCAAGUCACUCAGGGACCGUGUCAUCCUUCAAGACCGUCGAAUCGCCAGACUGGAAGAGCAGGUUGCCAAGGUUGCCAUGUAAGACGCGGCCCCUUCCCAGGACCGUUCAUUUGUUUUGGAGAGAGUCGAACAGACGGGGUCAGCCACGGCCAAAUUCUGAAGAUUCGGCUUCAUUCAGCUUGGCGUCAUCCCCCCCACGCGAUGAUAUCAAGCUUACAUUCCAAGAUGAACUUUUAUUUUUCCUCAUCAAGCCUCCUGUUUCACACUUUGCCCCGACACACACACACACACACACACAAACACACACACACACGCAGAGAAAAGGAAAAACUCUUGCAGCUCAUGUACCCGUUUGAAGAAAAGACAUUUUUGUUGAAGGAAAAGUCUUAACUUUUUUUUUUUGUUUGUUUGUUUCAAAUUGUGGUAAAAACAUUCUCAUGUGAAGUUUGUACUUACUACUCAAAAACUGUAUGUAGCAUCAGUAUUUCCAUUUUUUUUUCUUUUUUGUGUUGCCAAAUAUGAGUCGUGUGCGGUUUUUAUGCACUGCUUUUACAUUUAUUUUCUCUCCUGUUGUACAUUCCAGUCACAACCCGGUAGAAUAACUUAGUCAAGCAGGAUUUUUUUAAACAAUAGCUGUUGAACUCGUUUUCUCCUCCCACCAGUUUGCUCAUUGAUAACCAUCAAAUUUAUGAAUGUGGAAGAAUUCCUUCUAAAAUGUUUUAUUCCUGUUCUUCUGGGCUUGAAAUUAAACAUUGAGUUUUAUGGGGAGGGGAGGGGGGUGGGGUUGCAUCUCUGGUGUAAAUGUUGUGCAAAUGUAGUGGUGCCUCUUGUCACUGUUUAGGGUCAAAACUACCCUCUCCGGUGCAUAUUUGGUGUUGGGAAGGGACCACUCACCCAGCUUGUGUUUCACUGAACCCCUGAAAAACAGUUCUGUGCACAUAAUAAAGAUUUUACACACGAAAACCUCUA